AUGUUCGUCGCUCAUCUAAUCCACGAGAGUGGUGGCUUCCAGCACCGGGAGGAAAUCGGUCGUGGGCGAGGUCAACCGUACGGUACAACUUUCUAUGGCCGUGGAUACAUUCAGCUUACCUGGGAAGGCAAUUACCAGGCGGCGUCGUACGAUAUUUUCGGGGACAGCAGACUGGUCACCAAUCCGGAUUGCGUGUCCGCAAGUCCGCGCCUCAGCAUGCGUGUGUCAGUGUGGUACUGGGAGGAGCGAGUUCGCCCCCAAGCUGGUUCCUUUAGGAAUUUCUAUGCCACAACUAAAGCAAUCAAUGGCGGACUGGAAACAUCCCCGUGCCAUCCGGCUGCAAAGAAGCGGUAUAGUUUCUAUCGGAAGGCAGCUGAUGUUCUGGGUGUUGCCAAUCUAGCAUUCGAAGGAUAA
This is a messenger RNA of Sabethes cyaneus, 414 nucleotides long. RefSeq lists its product as uncharacterized. The record is from RefSeq and is a predicted model, not a curated record. Gene Ontology annotation, molecular function: chitinase activity. The transcript has a single exon. Lineage: Eukaryota; Metazoa; Arthropoda; Insecta; Diptera; Culicidae. The coding region runs from base 1 to 414 and encodes 137 amino acids. Gene Ontology annotation, biological process: chitin catabolic process; cell wall macromolecule catabolic process.